AUGGAUAAACCAUAUGACGAAAUGGUUGAAGUACUGGAAUCCGAGGAUAUAGCUACACCACGUCUACAACAGUCGUUAGCUGAGAACCAUGAUAGACCCCAAGAUUCUCGAGCAGAUGAUAGCAGGGAAAUUAACAUCAGCCGCGCAAAAACCAAUGAUUGGAAUGAAGUCGAACAUGCAAAAGUUAGUGGUUUAGGAAGUUCUGAUGAUGACGAUGAUGAUGAAGAGGAGGAAGAUGAUGAGGAUGAAGACGAUGAUGAUGAUGAUGAUAAAAAUCCUAAUAUACCAGAUGAAAUUGAAGGUGCCUAUAAUCCAGGGGAUUAUGAACAUUUGGCAGUGUCGUCUGAAAUUAAAGAAAUGUUUCAAUACAUACAAAGAUAUACACCACAAACAGUUGAAUUAGAAACAAAAUUGAAACCAUUCAUCCCAGAUUAUAUGCCAGCUGUUGGAGAUAUCGAUGCGUUUUUAAAGAUCCCUAGACCAGAUGGUAAACCUGAUUAUUUAGCGUUAUCUAAACAAACUACACUGAAACAAGUGGCAGUUAGAAGUAUUGAAAAUCCUCAACAACAAACAAAAGCAGUAGACAAUUGGAUUAAAAGUAUUACAGAUCUGCAUAGGUCAAAACCUCCACCAACUGUACAGUAUGUCAGGAAUAUGCCUGAAAUAUCUCAACUUAUGGCUGAAUGGCCAACAACAUUUGAAGAAUGCUUACAAAAUGUACAACUUCCAUCUUCCCAAUUAGACUGUAGUCUAAAAGAUUAUGUGGAUAUCAUAUGUGCCCUUUUAGAUAUCCCAGUGUGCAACAAUCGAAUACACUCCCUACAUUUAUUAUUCUCAUUGUAUCUUGAAUUUAAAAACUCACAACAUUUUCGUCAGAAGGACUCAAUUACAACAUGA
This is a messenger RNA of Heterobilharzia americana, 897 nucleotides long. The record is from the annotation of a GenBank genome assembly. Lineage: Eukaryota; Metazoa; Platyhelminthes; Trematoda; Strigeidida; Schistosomatidae.